AUGGAAGAAGCACUUAGAAGGCUCAACGGAGUGCCGAGCCAUGUGCCAGAAUCCAUCUCGUACGAACCCAUAAUCGCCGACCUCCAGAAGAAGUCCGCGCCUACCACCACAACAAACAAAAGGUCACUGAAAGAAGGCGGUGGCAAUAGUGGAAACAUGAGGUACCGUGGCGUCCGCAGGAGGCCAUGGGGUCGUUAUGCAGCCGAGAUAAGGGAUCCUCAGUCUAAGGAACGGCGUUGGCUCGGGACUUUUGACACUGCUGAGGAGGCUGCUUGUGCCUAUGACUAUGCAGCUCGAGUAAUGCGAGGUAUCAAGGCUCGUACUAAUUUUGUGUACCCUGAGACUUAUUCUGCAACAACUGACUCUCAUAAUUUGCUCCCUCCAUUUACUUUUUCAAAAUCAUCUCAUCAUCAGCCCUCUCGCCAGUAUAAUACAGUGCCCUCUUCAAAUUGGUCUUCUCUCGGUCACUCUCAUGUGGGUGACUUCUCUGCUGGUGGGUCUGCUCCACAGAGGAGUACUAGUGGCAGUUCCGCUAACACUUCUACUCUGAACAUGCUUUUUCUUCGUGAUUUCGUAAACUCCUCUUCAGGUUCGUCGUCUCAAAAUCAUUCUCAACCGUUAUAUGAUCACUUUCCCUGCAUCAAUGGGUCCUCCUAUUCUGCUCCUAGUACUUUCGCAGGUGGUUCCUUGGGGAACCCUUCUAGUAACACCAGUAGUGCUAGUCCAUAUAAUUUCUCUGGAACUUUGGCAGACUCAACUGUCACUAGUCUACCCCACACGGAGUUUAAUCAGAAUUAUACUCCUGGAGUCCUGAAUAGUCCCAACUCAAAAGCCGAAGAGUUGGAAUUCUUUCCACAAGAACCAUCUGGCUCUGGUUUGUUGCAAGAAAUUAUUCAAGGGUUUUUGCCUAAGCACUCCACUGAAAAGAUUGACUUUUCAAAAAGCUAUGGAGAGUCAAUGGUUGCACCAUCAGCUGAAAUAAUAUCUGGUGGUCAGUCGCUAGAUGGAUUGAGAAGGAGCACGAAGUACUUCGUUAAAAAUGAGCACCAUGGUGCUUAUCUUGAUCAUGAAGGAAUAAAGUCAUCAGGGCAGCCCGAGGGCUGUUACCGUACUGGGGUUAGUUGUCAUGACCAAGUACCAUAUGAUAAUGAGAUGUCACUAAAUCUUCCAGUGGGUCAGGACUCCUUUUUGGAAGACAUUUUUCAGUACCCAGAUCUUAUGAGUGCCUUCGCAGCUAGGUUCAAGAAUGCUUGA
This is a messenger RNA of Populus nigra (black poplar), 1254 nucleotides long. RefSeq names its product ethylene-responsive transcription factor ESR2-like. The record is from RefSeq and is a predicted model, not a curated record. Gene Ontology annotation, biological process: regulation of DNA-templated transcription. The coding region runs from base 1 to 1254 and encodes 417 amino acids. Lineage: Eukaryota; Viridiplantae; Streptophyta; Magnoliopsida; Malpighiales; Salicaceae. The transcript has a single exon. Gene Ontology annotation, molecular function: DNA-binding transcription factor activity; DNA binding.